CCUUUAUAUAUCCCUUUUAGUGAAAGCACAACAACACAUUUUCAUCCAUCUCCAAGACUUUGAUAUUAUCCUAGUCCACCCCAUGGACAAAACCAAGAACUAGACUUUUCUCUUUAGUCCUAAGCCAAUUCUAGUUUGAGGAUCACAAGAAAAUGGUGCAACUGAAGGUUGUAACCCUAACAACCUUGUUGAUGUUAUUGUUGUUGUCAUGGUGGAGGUUUGAGGGUGCAGUAGGAGACCCUCAAACCCUAUUACUCAAACAGGAUUGCAGCGGAUACAUAGCUCCCGACUUGUCCAACUUCAACCAAAAUCUUAACGCAAGUUUGGCAGACCUGAGAUCACAGGUUACCAACCAAAGCAAGCACUUUGUCACGGCUCAAGCAACCACCGGAGCAAACCCUGUCUACGCCAUGUUUCAAUGCAGGAACUACCUCUCCAUCACCGACUGCGCCACCUGCUUAGCCACCGCCAUCGCCCAAAUCCGCAACUGCUCCGCCGGAGUCAACGGUGCUCGUGUCAUUUACGACGGCUGCUUCCUCAGGUUCGAGAGCAAUGACUUCUUUAGCCAGAUCAUGCCUCGCAACAGCAUACUUUGUGGAAAUCAGACUGCAGAAGAAAGCACUGAUUUUGCUGCAGCUGGACAGCAAGUGCUGAUGGAUCUACAAGUAGCAACACCAAAAAUCAAUGGCUUCUAUGCAGCUACCAAGACACAAUUUUCUGGCGGUGCAAUCUAUGCUAUUGCACAAUGUGCUGAAUCUCUUGCACAAGAUACUUGUAUGGAAUGCUUGUCAGUUGAACAUAGCAGCAUAAAAGGUUGUCUUCCCAAGACAAAUGGUAGGGCAUUCGAUGCUGGUUGCUUUACGAGAUACUCCGAGACACCCUUCUUUGCUGAUAACCAAACCACUGAUAUCACUCCCUUCUUAAAACAAGGAGGAAGUUCAAGCAAGAAGUGGGUCAUUAUUGGUGCUGUUGUUGGGGGUGUAGUCUUUGUUGUGAUCCUUCUUUUAUUAUUUCCCUUGCAUAGAAGAUCCCAAAGUCCCAAGAGAGUUCCUAGAGGUAUCAUAUUGGAAGCGUCUGAGUUGAAACCUCCAACCAAGUAUAAGUAUAGUGACUUGAAAGCUGCAACAAAAAAUUUUAGUGAGAAGAAUAAACUAGGAGAAGGUGGCUUUGGUGCUGUAUACAAGGGAACUUUGAAAAAUGGGAAAGUUGUUGCAGUCAAAAAAUUAAUUACAGGAAAAUCCAGCAAGAUAGAUGAUGAUUUUGAAAGUGAAGUAACGCUUAUAAGUAAUGUUCAUCACAGAAAUCUAGUUCGGCUUCUCGGUUGUUGCAGUAAAGGCGAAGACAGAAUUCUUGUUUAUGAAUACAUGGCAAACAACAGUCUUGACAAAAGCUUAUUUGGUAACAAAAAAGGUACUCUCAACUGGAAACAACGAUAUGAUAUAAUUUUGGGCAUAGCAAGGGGAUUGGCCUAUCUACAUGAGGAAUUUCAUGUUUCUAUCAUACAUAGAGACAUUAAGAGUGGAAAUAUCCUCUUGGACGAUGAAUUUCAACCCAAAAUUUCUGAUUUUGGGUUGAUAAGGCUCCUACCUGGGGACCAAUCUCAUCUUAGCACAAAAUUUGCAGGAACAAUGGGAUACACAGCACCUGAGUAUGCACUCCAUGGUCAAUUAUCAGAAAAAGCUGAUACAUAUAGCUUCGGAAUUGUAGUCUUAGAAAUCAUAAGUGGCCAAAAGAGUACUGAUGUGAACAUCGUUGAUGAUGACAAUGAUGAUGAAUACCUUCUCCGACGAGCAUGGAAGUUGUAUGAGAGAGGCAUGCACUUGGAGUUGGUGGACAAAAGCUUAGAUCCUAAUACCUAUGAUCCAGAAGAAGUUAAGAAAGUCAUAGAUAUUGCUUUGUUGUGCACUCAAGCAUCGACUGUAGUAAGGCCAGCCAUGUCUGAAGUAGUAGUCUUACUCAGUAGCAAUGAAUUUGUUGAGCAUAUGAGACCUUCAAUGCCUAUCUUUGUUGAGUCAAAAUUAAGGCCCCACAGAGAUAUCUUUGCUUCAAUUGGUUCCUCUGAAUCUAAUGCUGCUUCUUCCAAUUCUAUAGUACCUGUUUGAUGAUCAAUUAUAUGUGAUGCAAAAGAAAAUUCAUGUCCAGUUCAUUAUU
Messenger RNA from Cajanus cajan (pigeon pea), 2151 nucleotides. Its product is annotated as cysteine-rich receptor-like protein kinase 2. Gene Ontology annotation, biological process: protein phosphorylation. Lineage: Eukaryota; Viridiplantae; Streptophyta; Magnoliopsida; Fabales; Fabaceae. Gene Ontology annotation, molecular function: protein kinase activity; ATP binding. The record is from RefSeq and is a predicted model, not a curated record.